Molecule: messenger RNA, 540 nt
Organism: Nelumbo nucifera (sacred lotus)
Lineage: Eukaryota; Viridiplantae; Streptophyta; Magnoliopsida; Proteales; Nelumbonaceae
Source: RefSeq, a predicted model, not a curated record
AUGGGUUUUUGGGCUUCUAUGGUUGAUACAUCCUUGUUUGUGUACUACUCAAAAACCAUCACACUUUAUCUUCUCAUAUAUGUGGACGGCAUCCUACUUGUCGAGAACUCUAAGAAUGCCAUCAACUACUACAUUAUGGAGCUCUCUCGCCAUUUCUCCCUCAAGGAUCUGAGGCCUACUAACUUCUUUCUUGAUAUUGAGUUCAUUCGGCACCCUCAUGGGAUUCUUCUCAGUCAGCAACAAUACAUCACCGAUAUUCUUCAACGUGCUCAUAUGGAAUCUGCUAAACCCAUCUCUUCUCCUAUGGAAGUCAACACUAAACUUUCUCAAUAUAGUGGCCACCCUCUUGAUGAUCCUACUAAGUAUAGAAACAUCGUAGGUGUUGUCCAAUAUGUGGCCAUCACUCGUCUAGACAUCUCCUUUGCAGUUAGCAAAGCAUCUCAGUUUCUUCAGUCUCCAACAGAUGAACAUUGGAUGGUAGUUAAGCGGAUCUUGCGUUACCUUAAACACAUUGUCAUGCAUGGCCUGAACUUGUCUUGA